GCGGCGGCGGCGGCGGCGGCGGCGGCGGUGGUGGUUACUAUGGCGGAGUCGGCCAGAGCCUCCUCCUUCUUCCCCCUUGUCGUCCUCCUGCUUGCCGGCAGCGGCGGGUCCGGGCCCCGGGGGAUCCAGGAUGGAUCUGGGAGAGACGAUCAGGAUUGUAUUCGCUCCCGAUGUACAAAGCCUGGGCUUUGACUUCUCAGCAGCCCCUAACCUUCCAGCUAUGGGAGAUCAAGUGUGUGUUCUGUGGCUCUCCUCUCCACUAAAAAUAAUGAUUCUCAGCUCUGCAGUGUGCAUGUACCAGCUGCCUCCAGGCCAACUACACGUGUGAGACAGAUGGGGCCUGCAUGGUUUCCAUUUUCAACCUGGAUGGCAUGGAGCACCACGUGCGCACCUGCAUCCCCAAAGUGGAGCUCGUCCCUGCCGGGAAGCCCUUCUACUGCCUGAGCUCUGAGGACCUCCGCAACACCCACUGCUGCUAUACUGACUUCUGCAACAAGAUCGACCUGCGGGUGCCCAGUGGUCACCUCAAGGAGUCUGAGCACCCUUCCAUGUGGGGCCCUGUGGAGCUGGUGGGCAUUAUUGCUGGCCCAGUGUUCCUCCUGUUUCUCAUCAUCAUCAUUGUUUUCCUUGUCAUUAACUAUCAUCAGCGUGUCUAUCACAACCGCCAGAGACUGGACAUGGAAGAUCCCUCGUGUGAGAUGUGUCUCUCCAAAGACAAGACGCUUCAGGAUCUUGUCUACGAUCUCUCCACAUCAGGGUCUGGCUCAGGGUUGCCCCUUUUUGUCCAGCGCACAGUGGCCCGAACCAUCGUUUUGCAGGAGAUUAUUGGCAAGGGCCGGUUUGGGGAAGUGUGGCGUGGCCGCUGGAGGGGUGGUGAUGUGGCUGUGAAGAUUUUCUCUUCUCGUGAAGAACGGUCUUGGUUCCGGGAAGCAGAGAUAUACCAAACGGUCAUGCUGCGCCAUGAAAACAUCCUUGGAUUUAUUGCUGCUGACAAUAAAGAUAAUGGCACCUGGACACAGCUGUGGCUCGUCUCAGACUACCAUGAGCAUGGCUCCCUGUUUGAUUAUCUUAACCGAUACACGGUGACCAUCGAGGGGAUGAUUAAGCUGGCCUUGUCUGCAGCUAGUGGGCUAGCACACCUGCACAUGGAGAUUGUGGGCACCCAAGGGAAGCCUGGAAUUGCUCACCGAGACUUAAAAUCAAAGAACAUCCUGGUGAAGAAAAAUGGCAUGUGCGCCAUCGCAGACCUGGGCCUGGCUGUCCGCCAUGAUGCGGUCACGGACACCAUCGACAUCGCCCCAAAUCAGAGGGUGGGGACCAAACGAUACAUGGCCCCCGAAGUGCUUGAUGAAACCAUUAACAUGAAGCACUUCGACUCCUUCAAAUGUGCUGAUAUUUAUGCCCUCGGGCUUGUGUAUUGGGAGAUUGCUCGGAGAUGCAAUUCUGGAGGAGUCCAUGAAGAAUAUCAGCUGCCAUAUUAUGACCUAGUGCCCUCUGACCCUUCCAUUGAGGAAAUGCGAAAGGUCGUAUGUGACCAGAAGCUCCGUCCCAACAUCCCCAAUUGGUGGCAGAGUUAUGAGGCUCUACGGGUGAUGGGGAAGAUGAUGCGGGAGUGCUGGUACGCCAAUGGCGCGGCCCGCCUGACCGCUCUGCGCAUUAAGAAGACCCUCUCACAGCUCAGCGUGCAGGAAGAUGUGAAGAUCUAAGCCUCUCCCUCCCCUGCACGCAGCCCUGGGCAGUGGGAACUACACGCAGAGCUGCCGCGUUGAGCGUACGAUGGAGGCCUACCUCUCAUUUCUGCCCAGCCCUCUGUGGCCAGGAGUCCUGGCCCGAAAGAGGGACCGAGCCCGGGAGACUCCCUCACUCCCAUGUUGGGUUUGAGACACAGACACCUUUUAUAUUUACCUCCUAACGGCAUGGAGACUCUGAGAGCGAAGGGUGCGGAGAACUCGAUGCCACAACUCAAGCCGGCUGUGGUGGGAAGUCCCGCAACCCCGGUGCGCUGGCGGGCGGCCUGGAGGGCCUGGACGAAGCAGAGUGUCGCCAGGGCGCCAGUGUCGUGCAGCACUGAGGGUUUUCCUCCAGGGACCAACCCCAGAGGCACCAAGAGGACAGCGCCCUCUCACAGGCAGCUCUGGGCCCCAGGCUCCCCUCCUCCCUCCUGCGGACAUCUGGAGGGCCCGCCAGUGGAGACGGGAUCUGCUGCCUGUCUGUCCAGCCGUGUGUGUGUGCAUGUGCCGAGGUGCGUCCCCUGUUGUGCCUGGUCCGUGCCACGCUCUUACACAUAUGUGUGUGUGUAUGUGUGUGUCUGUAGGUGCGCACUUACCUGCUUGAGCUUUCUGUGCAUGUGCAGGUCGGGGGUGUGGUUGUCAUGCCGUCUCUGCGUGCUGGUGCCUCUGUUCGGUAGUGAGCAGCGUCUGGUUUCCCUGGUGCCCUUCCCAGAGGUCUUACUCCUGGCCCCUCCCCGCCCCAGGACCCCCAUGCCGUGGUGGGGCUCCCUGCCCAGCAGGCUGCCCCACCCACCCCAUGUCAACACCUCCACUUCAGACUGUGGAACCAAAGCUGGCCCAGUUGUCCAUGUCAGGCGAGGCUUUUGGGUCCAAAUGUGAGGCGUGGGGGUGGGCGGGGAAAGAAUCUUGGUGGAGUCUCAGGCGGUGCAGUUAGUGGCAGCCGUGGGAAAUGAGCCAGCCCAAGGGCAUCGUCCUCAGCAGCACAGGAAGGGCCAAGGGAUUUGAAGCCCAGAUCCUGGGACUCAGAUUGGAAUGUCACAUCUGUCUUUCAUAUCCCAGAUUCUGGAAACAGCAGUGUAUAUUUUUGGUGGUGAUGGGUUUAGGGUGGGGAAGGGAGAGGGGGGCAAGGAGUGGGGAGGGAGUCCGGGGUGGGAGGGAGGCAUCUGCAUGGGUCUUUUACUGGAUUAUCUGAUUACGGUGGAGGGAAGAUGUGAGACUUGCACCCACUUCAGGGGCCCUAUGAAAGGGAACAGCCCGAGCCAAAUCUGUUCUUUUAACCUGAGUAUAGUAUUUAAUGACGUCUAGAAGCACGGUUGUGGGUGGUGAUUUGCUCAGCAUAUCUUAGGUAUAUAAUAACUUUGAAGCCAUAACUUUUUAACUGGAGUGAUUUGGGUUGUUUGUUUCUUUUUUCCUUCCUUCUUUCUCUCUCUUCUCUUUCCUUUCUUUCUUUCUUUCUUUCUUUUUCUUUCUUAAUUUUAUUGGAAGGGUCUGAAUUUUAACUUUUUUUAAAUAUUAUUAAGUGUUUAUAAAAGGAAAACCAUCUCUAUGUGAUGAUUACCUCUCAAUCUCUUUGUUUUUAAAGAAAUUCCUACGAAACA
Messenger RNA from Lutra lutra (Eurasian river otter), 3328 nucleotides. RefSeq names its product activin A receptor type 1B (gene ACVR1B). Gene Ontology annotation, biological process: nervous system development; activin receptor signaling pathway; protein phosphorylation. Gene Ontology annotation, cellular component: activin receptor complex; plasma membrane. Gene Ontology annotation, molecular function: activin binding; activin receptor activity, type I; ATP binding. NCBI's taxonomy places the organism in Eukaryota, Metazoa, Chordata, Mammalia, Carnivora, Mustelidae. The record is from RefSeq and is a predicted model, not a curated record. The transcript has 10 exons. The coding region runs from base 345 to 1706 and encodes 453 amino acids.